AGUGUUUGACUUGACGCAGCUUUCUUUCAGGUACACAGUAAAGCGUGGCUGCAGCUCCUCCCCCGACCUGAAUGAAGACAAGCUAGGCAGUCCUCCAUACCGCUAACUAAGCUGCGGAACCGCGGGUGGGAAACAGUCCGCUACUCGGCAGUUGUAGCUCGAAGCUGAGGUGCGGCAUCAGGACGGAGGCCUUUCUUCUCGAUAACCGGGACCUUGGAAACUGCAGCCGAGACAGCUUACAAGAACAGGCACAAGUUUACAGUUAGCUUAACUUAACGUUAGCUAGUUGCGUCGUUUGAUAGCUAACGCUAACUAGCUUGUCUCAUUGGUAUUCGACGUCAGUUUCAAAACAAAGCCCGCAAACCGAGAAGUUCAGACUCAGCUGUCACCACCAGAACACCUUGCUACAAGAUAACCUAGAGAGCUUUUAUCUAUCAAUCUGACGGUUUUAAUCUUCGCCGUGUAUACACUCAGUAAAUGGCUAGUUAACCCCAUUUUGCUGACGUUAAGGCUAAGUUAAAGAAGCAGUCUGCAGGUUUAAAUCAGAGGCUUUUGGUUUCAUCGGAUCCUACUGCAAGUUAGCGUUAUAGUCCUUUUACGUGAACCGAUAAAAUCACGUGAAAGUGUCACCAAAGCUUGGAUUUAAAUGUCAGAAAAGAGUUCAUCGUCCGGUUCGGAUGAAGAUGUGGAUCCCGAAUCUGGACAGCCCGUGGAGCUGGGAGGCGUUUUAAGCAAGGUAAUGUAAGGUGAACCAAUUUGAAUGUGUCUAAAAAUGCACAUCUUGUCCUUUUUAGAUAUAAGCAAUGAGCUGCAAAUGCUGAGUUCCUGAAUUCACGCCAUUUGCGAGGUUAUGUCAGUUGUUAGUUCAGUCUUUAAUGUCUACCUCUUGUGUGUUUGCAGUGGACAAAUUACAUCCACGGAUGGCAGGACAGAUGGGUCGUGCUGAAAAACAAUACUUUGAGCUACUACAAGUCAGAGGAUGAGCGGGAGUAUGGCUGCAGGGGGUCCCUGUGCCUUAGCAAGGCUGUCAUUACAGUAAGUACUCAGCAUUGUUUUAGGACCAAACAUCACUUUGCUACUGUGUGUCUCACCAAUAAAAAGACUCCACACCUUCAUAUUCCAGGGAGGAGGGUUUCAUUACAUGAGGACCAUGACAGGGCUUGUUUUCUGCAUCAGGGAUUUUAGGAAUCGUCUGUGUGAUUCGAUCAAGUUUUUCUCCAUCUGACGCAUAGAGUUGAACUUAAAGUUGUCCAAUCCACAUUCCUCAAGAGUAGAUGGGCAAACAUUAACAGGUUAUUAAAAUCAAAGGGGCGGCCUGCACCUGAGCAGACCAAGGCAUUCUUGUUCUAGAAACUAUUUGAGAACAUUUUAUACCUUUCAUCCAUAGCAGUAAGUGCACAAACUUCAAACAACAUGUAUUUCCUAUAUUUUAAGAUGUAUGAGGCAACUAUAAGACAGUCUCCCUGGCCUCUUGUUGGUACGCUUGGAAUUGAAAUCCAGUACCCUGGUUAAAUAUUCACUCUUCAUUUUGAGCAUUCCACUAACCAAGUACAGAGGCCAAACAAAUGGUUUUGCUGCGAUUUGUGCAAUAGGAUUAUAUGACUCAAAACAGGAUUAAAACCACAACAUGAGAGAUUACAGUUAGUUCCCUCUCGUGAGAGUGUUCAUUUGAGCGAGUGUUACACCAGUUCCUGUGUUUGUGCUGACCAGCGUGGAAUCCUUCAAGACAUCCAGGGUUUUUUUUCUAACUGUGCAAGAGUACUCUCUGUGUACAUAGUUUUGAUACACAUGUUCUGUAAUAAUAUGAGCAGUAUGGUCUCUACUUGCUGCCGCUCCUCUGUUCCAAAAUAUCUAAAGCCAGUGGUAUGAGGACUCAGGAAUGCAGAAGCAAGCCCCUGCUUUGCUUUUUGCCUAACAUCCAUCUGUUACACACUGUGAGGCUGAAUAUGAACACCAGACUGCUGUCUAUAGGAGAUUUCACCGCCUAGUCUAUCUAUAAAUCGCCAUAGAAAUAAGAACUAAUUAAAUUCUCUUUUGGCGAUGAUGACCGUCAGUGCUUGAUAACCUUCUCUGUCCGACAGUAAAGGUGCCACAGAAAAAGCCAGUGUAGCAUGGAUGCUCAGUAGUGCUUACGCAAGGGGAAGGAGAUUCUUCCAGGCCAAAUGAAAGAGUUAUAAACUGGAUUGUAAAGCAGAGGUUUAUGGGUUGUGUCUGAUACAGUACAGUGAGAUAAACUGGAUUUCUGAAACGGCAACAUGCCUGGAUGCACUUGAGGUCGGCAUUGCUGCACAGCUCUCUUUCAACAGGAUUGUUUGAAGUAUUUUUGAUUUUGUACCUGUCUUAGGCUAUAGUGUUGCUAACUAAAGGGAAAACUGUGACAAGCAAGAGACAAUAUUCACCUCUGUGUGAUCCCACAUAGGCAAAUUUUGAAACAAAUUCGGGUUUUAACGUGUAAAUGCGUCAUUGCAUAAAGUUACGCAGACUGAUGCUUUAUAUGUAGAGCUGAAGUCAUGGGCCUGUUGUCUGUUGCAGCAAAUAAAUCAGCACAUGAGUAACGUUCAGCAAAUGUAAUUAGGCUUGUGCGACGUGAGGUUAUGUCAGCUGACAGAGGAGCUUCAGUCUUGGAACUGUGCCACUGAGGGGAGAAAAAAAACACGAGAAGGGGAUUCAAGUCAGCUAUACCUUGUAUUUAAUCGGGAACCUUUUGCAGAGCAGAUCUCUUCAGCUGAGUACAGUGGUCAAAUUCCAAUCUCAGAGGAAACGAGGGAAUUCUUUGCUGCACGUGUCUGGGUGUUUGAGGCGGUCAGUAGUUGGAGUUGGGUGGGGUGCAUUGUAGAACGGGGGAGUGAAAUAGUUGUAACAAUUUGGCCCAAAAGCAGAAGGAAAGGUUCUGAUGUCCCAGGUUCAGGCACAGGAAUGCCGAAAGAAUGUGUGUUUUUGUACACUUCUGUCUGCUGUGGUCGUUUAGGGUUGCGCCUGCAGAGCUAAGACAUCAGUUUCUAAUUAAAAUGCCUGUUUAGUGUGCAGCAAAAGCUUCUCUGUGACUGAUGAAACCCAUGUGUGACCAGAAUCUGUCAUAUCUUGUCAGCAAAUGUCAUAAACAGAGAAACAAUAGUAGAAACACUUCAGCGUAAUGUUUAUACCAUGAUUUUAUCGGUGAGGAGGAAAAUGUUUCACAGAUUUUUUCGUAAGUUUGUUAUAGUAUGUCCUCACAUGACUCAGACACCUCGCCCAGCGCCUAUUUAUGAGCCCUCUCCUCUUUCCCUGCAGCCUCAUGAGUUUGACGAGUGCCGUUUUGACAUCAGUGUGAAUGACAGCGUUUGGUACCUAAGAGCCGAGGAUCCUGAGCACAGACUCCAGUGGAUUGAGUCAAUAGAGCUGCACAAGGUGAGUAGAAAGAGUCUCUCUUCUCCCAAACAGUUCUCUUGCUUGCAUCUUUCCACACUUAAGUUUGUUUGUCAUAGAGAUUGUCUUGUGGUUAAGUCAUUCAAGGGGAUUUUGCUUUUCUGUGUCAGCAAGUCAUCUGUAGUACUCCAACAGCAAAACAGUACUCCGUAUGCCUGAAUCCAGUCCCUGAUGAGCCUGUGUUCCUUGGAUUUGUGUGAUGUUUGUCGAGAGUCUGAACAGAUUUUCUGAUGUUGUCCUGUGUGAGAUCCUCAGGUCAUUGAAAGCAUUAGUUUAUUUUUUCUCUUUGGCUUGCUUAGUCUGUCACUCAAAGUUAUUAUUCUCAUAUUUUAGAUUGUUAGGUUCAAUUUUGGGUCAGCGUGUUUUGCAGAACAGACAGGGAAUUGUCUGUUUAGUUCAGGGAGCUGGGUGUGGCAGAGAUUCAGGGGUUGAGAUACACAGAAGGCAUACACAUAUAUACCUCCCUCCCCCCGGGAAUGUGAGGAAUCUGAGGAGUGAGGUGAUGAUGUGGGGGUAUCCCCUGUCACCAGAUAACAGGCAGCUGCUAGUAAAAGAUGCCUUUUUGUCAAUGUAAAGUGUAUGAAAUAAAGUAGAGUUGCAAUUAUUCAGCUUGAAUUUGACAAUCCCUAAGCAAGAUUGUACUUAACUCUGUGUUUCUUUUUACUGUUUACUUCACUAUUUAUUGAUUUGCUCACACAGUGAACAAAUGUUGUCUACAGAGAUGCAUGAAAAAGGACAAUCUCUUUAUACUGAGUGAACAAAAAAGUAAAGAGUCAGAUUGGAAGUCAAAAUUGUAAACACUACAAAUACACAAGACAUCUAAUUCUAUAUUUUAUUAAUACCACCCAUGUUGUUUUUCUUGCUUAUUUGCAUUUUAAGUCUAAAAUCACUGUAGUCACUGGAACGAAAAUAUCACUAUACCGUCAGUUGUCAUUAGGCCUGCUUCUCUACUAAAAGGUGGUUCUGUUCUUGCCACCGGGUGCUGGCAUGCUAAUUGAGUGAGAGUGACUGUAGGUCUUUAGUCCAUUAACAACAGCAUGAGAGUUUUCAAGGUAAUGUCUGAAUUGUGACCCAUAGUAACCUCAGAGAGCUUAGUACAGCAGUUCUAUGUCUGCACUGCCUCCAAGUGGUCAGAGAAGGACCUAUAUCAUGCAGUCUGGGUUAAUGUAUGGAUGAAGAUUUAGUUAAGCCUACUGUAAGAUAGUCUCAGUUUCCAGCAAAGUGCAAACACUGACCGCUCUGAAACUAAAAAUAUAUAUAUUGAAAGUUAACAUUUGAUCCCUCUGCUGAAAGUCAUUGUAUCCUGCUAACUGUCUUGAAGCAUUAAGUUUCAUAACCCUAAUCCAUAUUUGUUAUCAGUCUUGUAGCUUGCUGUGUAGACUCUUUCACUGGUUAUGAAACAGUCAAGAUUUAUUACUUAAUGUGCCUCUUUAAUCGUCCUUUGCUUUUAGUUAUUCUGAGUGCCUGUCACUGCCUGAUCGUAGUGUCAUUUUGUCUGAUCUUGAUGUAGCAACUAUUGGCACAAAGUCUGGAGAGUCUAGUUUGUACAAGACCAGUUUUGUAUGAAAUGUAUGUCAGCUUUAUAAAAAGAUCCUGAGAGAUUUACCCACACCAAAUUUUGCACACAAUAAAUGUUACAGUUACAAUUUCAAUUCGCAGAUGGUAUUUUCCAAAGUGGUGUAUAUUUGAGAGUAAGUACAACACAAGCAAAGAUCUAGUCCCAAUGAAACAACAUGGAGAGUGCUAAAAGGUAAUGCACAGUAUGUUGUUGUUUUACUUUAUUGUGUUACCAUCACAACAGUAGCCAAUAAAUAAUUGUUAUUAACAUGAAAACCCAACUGCAUCAUUAUCAGCAUCAUAAGCAACAUUAUCUACAGUCCCAUCAUCUCAAGCACCAAACUGCCAAGUGCAGAGUUGUUGUUCUCUAAAGAAGAAAGAGACUGUGUGGAUCAAAAGUUGUUGUAUCCUUCUCUGCCAAUAUGGGCUGUAAAGGAGAAGAGCUGUGCUUAAGUGUGCUGGUGUUCCUGAAAGAGUUGAGUCUUUGGUUCUGUCUUAAAAAUUAGGGCGGACUCUGCAGAUUUAUUAGAGUUGGAUAACUGCAAAGAUAUGAAAGCAGAACACUUGUUGGAUUACAACCUUCUACUUAAAGGUGCUGUGAGAAACUUUGAGUUUGUGUCGAAUUUGGUGGUCCUCCAACUGCAUGUUAUGACUUUGCUGAUCUUGUUGAAGACAUGCAAGAAAUGGUAUUUUCUGACAAAACAAAGUAUCAUCCCAUUUAGGGAUGUCACGAUCUGGUAUUGAUAUCAGUCUGAUAUCAGCAAAAAUGGAAUAUCAGAUAUCGGCCUGCAUCUAAGGCUGUGUUCACACUGCAGGUCAAUUCUGAUUUUAUAACCAUAUGUGACACAUAUCUGAUUUUUUCAUGAAAGUGUGAACAGUGCAAUUUUUUCAAAUCCUACCCAGGCCUCUUUUGUAUGUGGAUAUAAAUCCGAUAUGUAUCUGAUGUGACUGCAUUGUGGACACUCAGGUCGCGUUCAUCCGACCUUUACGUCAUCAGUAUGCGACAAACGUCACCAUUGUCCGACAACACAAACAGGCGUGGAAAGCAAUUUGUGCUUUGUGCACAUGCAGGUCACUUCACGGACGCAUUCCGUUCAAAUUAGAUGCCGCAUUCGUUGUUGUCAUGUGAACGACCGCACAAAAAGAUCGGAUUUAACAAAAAAAUCCGAAUUGUGCAUCAUAACCUGCAGUAUGAAUGUAGCCUAAGAUCUCAGAUAUCAGCACUAAUACAAACAGUCCUCGACCUCGCAGUGCCCGGAUCCAGCAUGCAGAGCCCAUGUAAUCACAACAACAGUGUGUACCAAAGUACUAACCAAGUAACAAGGAGUAGGAGUGAUGUCGGGAUGUUGGCUGAGUGGCAGUAUUUCUCGUCUGAUUCUGAAAAUGACUUUGCAGCUGAAUGCAAAACUUGUCAUUCACAAGGUUGUGCUAAUAUCGGAUCAAUAUCGGUAUUGGCCGGUACUGAAGGCUGCAAUAUCUGUAUUGUAUCAGAAGUAAAAAAGUUGUAAACCUGCUCUCUCUUUAACAGUCAAACGUGUCACUCAUUUCAGUGAUUUGGUCUUAAAAAGUGUGAAGUGAAGCCAUUUCUUGAGCAUGCUGUCAGUCAUCUGGUCUGGUAACUUCCCCCUUGCAGCAGUAUUACAAAGACAGUAUAGAAACUGACAAUAAUAAUAUUAACAAAAACAUUACAGAUUUUAAUUUCUAAUCUAAUGUCAUUAAACUUUUCAGUCUUGUUGCUGGUUGUAACAUUUGUGAGGCACCAAUAUCAAUUUCAGUUAAUCUCACAACCUGCUGAAAACUCCUCAUGAGUGCUUUAAAGGAUCAAGUAGAUGUUGGUUUCUACAAGAGAGUGAAAAAGACGUAGUUCACAUUCAAACUAAAUAACAUUUCACUUUCAGAAGUCUUUGUUGUGGGAUUACAUAUUGUGUUGUUUUAUUAUCCACCUCUAAAUGUGCUUUGCAAAAGGUGCAAUGAAUCUGAGUUGCAGCUCUGAGAUGCCUUUUCACAGUCUAACAGCCACCAUGAAAAAUAGUCAUAUUAUCAAUAUGUUAUACUAUGGUGAAUAAGGGCUUUUUUUUUUUUUUUUUUUUUUUUUUCAGGGCCAUUUGUGUUUUUAUGUGUAGGUGUGUUUGUGUUGGUGGAAAAAGUCGUGCUAACCACGGGGACGUUAAGUGGUGCUCUUGAUGAAUAAUUCAGGUUUUUUGUUGCAUGUUCAUACGGCAACAAAAUCAAGAGGGACACAUCAAACUCUGGAUCCUACUGAGAGGGCCGUCUCACUGUGUUCGAUUUAGAGGGGUGAUGGGGGGGAAAGGAGGAGGAAACCCUCUUUAUUGUAGUCAUAGUCAGUCUGUCACAUCUGCAGGCUUGUUGGUGACACAGUCUGAACUCUGUUGAUCUGGAUCAGGCAUUAGCAAAUCAAUAUGAGAAAGGAUCGUAGGAGAAUAAGGCAGAAUUGAAACAGAAGACCCUGGAAAAUGUUGUUCCCUGCCUCCUACUCUCUGUCUUUCUGUCACUCUCUCUCUCUUUCUCUCUCUCUCUUUCUCUCUCUCUCUUUCUCUCUCUCUCAUAACAUACAGUGGGCUGCUUCACUCGCCCACAUAUUUGGUACUUAAAUGCUGUAUCGCACAAACAGCUCCAGACAGCCUGGGACGCUUGGUCUGUAAUGCAUGCAAGCAUUCAUUCAUGCACCCAUUCUUACACCUCUCUUGCCCUAACUUACAGACACACACAAACCGUGGCUCGCUCGGUGAUGGAUGCUGGACAUAGAGUCGGACAGGAUGAAAAGGUUUCACAUAUCCGGGUGUGUGGUCUGUAAGAGUGUAGUACUCAUACGCGUGUGUCUUAAAUCCAUGUGUGUUUCUGCGGUAGAGCUGAUUGACUGGAAGCAGACGUGCUCCACUCUGCAGAGGAAGCACAAGACUCAUCCUUUUUUCUCCGUCUGCCUCAUGGAACAUUUAGAGUCUGCCUCUCCUCUGGUUGCUAGAGAGCAAAUGACAUUUUCUUCUUCCUCCUUUCGCUCAGUCAUUGCAGCUGUCUUCCACUUGAUGUGCUAAGCAGAGCCUGUAUGGCUUUUCUUCCCCAUCUCUUCCUCUUCCCUUUUGUUCCUCAGUGAGGUGUGUCCGGGGAAACUGGAGUACUGGAUUUAAGCUCCUCAAUUGUCAGAGCAGUGGGAGUGUUGGGGGAGCGUCAGGUCCAUGUUGGGGGCAGCUAAUCGUCUGGAUUGCAGCAGUGUCCUGCUCUGCCUUGGGUGUUGGAAUGGCCGAAUGGUGGGCUUAUAGCAUGUUGGCAUGCUGCUUGCUUGCGUCUGCUUUCUUCACAUAAGUCUUAAGUGGCAUGAAAUAAUUGUGGUGCAACCAAUGGAAAAGAGAGUCCAUACUUUCUUUUAUUUAUGGAUUUUAUAAAUUAAUAUUUUCUGUUUGCAUGCAUUUCAUACAAUAUAUCUCAUCACUGAUGGGCUCCAGUGAACUCCAGUGCAUGUUAGUAAUUAUAAAAAUAUUAUGAAACGUGAAUAAUUCAGAGUUCAGACUGAAAAGAGUUGGACUGCAUGGCUUUUUGCUGGAUUGAAAGGAUAAUUCGUUGAAUUGUCUUUAGCAGCAAUAUGUUUGGAUGCAUAGAACUCACAUAUGCUAUGUUCAGUAACCAAACCUAACCUCAUCCAGUUGCCAUCCCAAAGCUCUUCCAUAUAACACCAUUUGCCGAGUAUGAGAGGGUGUGACAUUUGCUUGGCUGUGCUCUGGAGCUGACCAGUUGCAUUCAGAUUACAAUCUCUGCUUUGCCUCCUUGUCUUUGCUUGAACAAAAUACAACACCUCUACCGUUUUGCAACUCUUCGGUGAAAACAAUGCAGAGAGCACAUUAGAUUGUUUUGCGGUAACAUUACAAGAAUAGCCUUUCGCCAGGAGCGCUUUUUGUUGAAUGUUUAUCCACUUGUGUAUCUGCCAAAACUGUUGUGCUCAGCUGUUUGGAGUGGAGGUGAUGCCAAAAGUUCAACCUGAAGUAAACAUUAACACAUGUGUGUUUGCUCGAGGACUUAAUGUGUUUAAGUGUCCAAAAAAAUAUUACAAAUCCAGUUGAUGUUUACAGCAGAGAUGUGGUUUUUAUUAGACAGAUGCAGUUACUAAGAAAGCAGUAAAGACUAAAAAGAAGCAUAAAACAAAAGUCCUAUUCAAGUAAAGUUUCAAAGUAGUUAUUGAUGUUAAUUGUUUAGUUAUUGUCUGUGACACACUGCUGCUGAAGCACUUUGUGAACCUCAAGCCAAAGUCUCAAAAAGUAUUGACUUUCAUGUAAAACUCAAAAUAACAAACCUUACAUGCCGAACAUCCUCUUUGUUGAUCGGGACGGGGAAAUGUUUUCUAUUUUUAAAAGAAACUGCAGUGCAGCAGAGCAACCACUCGGCUACAGCCCAGCCUGACGCAAGCUACGAAGAUGUUUUGAAUUUGACCGUUAGAUUAAUUUUAACUGUAUUUAAGCUACAUUUAGCCAAACUUGUAAACAUUUUCCUGUUAGUUUCAACUGUUUUAAUUCUUUUUAUCCCUAAUCUAACGCUCGUGAACCUAUUUUAGACUGGGUUAGGUCACUUUUCUGGCUACAGCUAUCAUGUUUUUGUAAUACAGAAUUUCGAUUGGCAUUUAUCUUUGUCCACAAUACAACACAAUUCUCUGCCCAAUAUCAGUUUUUAAAGCAAGGAGUCCAUUAAAUCCACCGAAACUGCAGCUAGUAGACAUGUCUGUGCAAAUGAGAGUUAACUGUUUUACCCCGCUAACGUUAAUCUUAGCAACCUUAGGGUUAUAAAAGCAAACAGUUAGACUUAAUUCUCUGUCUCCUGGUCUUGAACAGAGGAUGAAUCAGCCCCGCUGUCUGUUCACCAGCAGUCACAGUCGAUUCUCUCCGCCUGUCAUCCUGUUGGAGUUGAUGUAACAGCCACUGGGGUUUAUGUGGGCUUUCUCUUGAGUUUCUUACCUGACUGCCUCUUCACUUUCCCAUUGUUCUUGGAAAAAAUGCCUCUAUUUGUGAGUUAAGGAAAUCCAUUUUUACACUGUUGAAAAAGUUUAGUUUGGAGAAAAUAUAAAAAGUACAACCACAGUCUGAAGCCGUUACUCAACCACAACAAAUCAAUGAAGACUUUUAGCAAUUUAGCAUAUUGUCUCACCAUCUUAUCACUGCUCCUGAUGAAUAAGUGUAAGUGUCUGUUGAUGUAACUCUCAUAUGAAGUGGAUAACGUUGUUUGUCACACAACAGCGCUGGUUUAUGCAUGCAAAUUUUACUUCAAAUCCUUUAUUGAAUUCUGUUGCUGUGUGAAGUUGGCACUCCCAGAUUUUGCUCAACCAUACGUUUACUGGAGCAUUUGUGGUCAGAGCCUCACCCUGAUGCCUUCUCGUAAAGUAGAUCUGUUAUACAAUGCCUUUUAAACAAGUAGAUUUUAUCUUCCACCAUGUAGUUGUGGUAUUUUUGUCAAGAAAACUAUUCACGCCUAGUUUUGUUCACUCUGGGAUCAACUGUUGUUCACUUCAGCUGUUACACAACCAAGGAGUAUCAGGUCUGCUGGAAGAUUGUAUGCAUGCCUCUGUUUGUCAUCCCUAGUCCCUUACAAAAGACUGUUUGUCUAUGUAGGUGUAGGGCCUGCUGUGGUCAAGCUCAGCAUUACUCAGUGCUACAGACUGCAGGUUUUUUAUGAGCUGCAGACUUUAAGUUUGAUUCCUCAGAUUGUCGGAUAGCUUUGUGCACUCUCUGGUCUUCAUUUUCCUUCUCUUGUCUUCACCUCACUGCUAUUUUCCCCUCUCUGUCAUCACCUUUUAUAAUACCCUCUCUCUUUCUUUUGAUCCCCAGGCCGAGUCUGGCUACGGUUCAGAAACCAGUCUUCGGCGUCAUGGUUCCAUGUUGUCCCUCACCUCUGCAGCCAGUGCCUUGUCUGCGACAUCUACAUCCUCGUUUAAGGUAAAAAAUCACAAUCACCAGAGAGUUUGAUGAUAUUGAGCCACAGCAGAUCAUGUUCAACUGUCCCUUAUUGCCAUAUCUGAUGUAUAUUAUUAGGGCCCAACCAAUAUGGAUUUUUUUGGGGCCGAUGCCGAUACCGAUUAUUACCGAUUACCGAUUUUUUUAUUACAUUAUAAAAAAAAAAAAAUAUAUAUAUAUAUAUAUAUAUAUAUAUAUAUAUAUACUGUAGAUAUAUUGUACCUAUAUUGUAGGUUACUGCUCUUCACGCCGACAGGAAGACCGAGUGAUCACCCCCCCACCGAUCGGUGCCUCCGCGUCUUAACUCACGUUACUCAUUUCCGGUCCGGUCUCAUCUUGGGACAUGCAUCUGCCUCAGUAAGAGAAGUAGCUCGUUCACAUAAUGUGUACUAUUGUUUAUUCUACCGUUACUGGCACGGCUAACAGUGUAGCAAGGCUAAUAGCAGAUGGCUAACUCUAACUUUAGCUUGCAUAUUACAUGGUGCUUCACUGUUAACUCGGCGAGACCUAGACCAGCACAGCGGGGGACAUCAUGAAGUGGGUUGAACUGAAACUUGUUGACUUAUUGUGUAUUUCACAAAGUAGUUUAUUUACCGCUGAGACGGACCACUCUCCUCUGUGCGUCCCUGUCCCUGCCUGCUUCAGAUCCGUCACUCUGCUGUGCUGUGAGGUAGUUAGUGGAUGAAGAUUGUCAUGAGGUCGCUGCGCCAUCUACAGGAUAAGUCAGGGAACUUUUCAAAUGGCGGAACAUUUUCGAAGUGAAACCAAAUCUCCGCAUUUUAUUUCUGAAAAUAUCGGCGAAAAUCAGCGAGUUUUGACCGAUUACCAAUUAGUCUUAAGCGGGCUAAAAUUUGCUGAUUUAAUCAGCUCGCCGAUAAAUCGAUCGGGCCCUAAUAUCAAUACAUACAAAUGAAAACUGAAUAGCUUCAGUCCAGUUAAGUUGUAAUUAUUUCAGCUGUUUGUGUUAGAUGUACUUUUUUAUCCUGACUCCUGUAACUGAAACAAGAAACAUGAUAUCAGUAUUUCCCCUGACUUCUUCUUAAUUGUCUUUCUCCUUUUGCUCAGAAGGGACACAGGUUGCGUGAGAAGCUAGCAGAAAUGGAAACCUUCCGAGACAUUCUUUGCAGACAGGUGGACACCCUGCAGAAAUACUUUGACUCCUGCGCCGAUGCCGUCUCCAAGGAUGAAUUUCAGAGAGACAGAGGUAAUUAACGGCAUGAAUACAGCUGUAAGAAGCCCGUGUCACAUCAGGGUUUAGUUAAACAAUAGAGAAAACAAUCUAAAAAAAGGAGUGGUGUGGCCAUGGCAUGAGACAUUGGUCUUUGUACUUCCUGGAAAGGGAAAAUAUUGUUAAAUGUAGAGCUACUUGACCUGGUUUAUUGUGAGGGUGAAGGAGAGUGGUUAGAAUUAAUCAAAAUUCAUCUAGAAGGGACUUGAUAGUACGAUGGAUAUCUGAGCAAGAACAUUUUAUUGUAUUAAAUCCCUUAAAUCUGUUAUAUAACCUUGUAGCUUCAUUAAUGAUGCAUUAAGCACUGAAUAAAUGCUGCAAUACACAGUAAACAAUAAUCCAGAAGAAAGUGUAGUAACUGGCUCAUGAAACUCUUGAAAUGUGGAUGCUUGACUUUCCUGUCGAACAGGUUUUUAAAGUCGUUCUGCUGAGAAUCUGCUUGUGUCCGUGAUAACGUAUUAUCUGACUGCACGAGUAGAAAAUCAAAAAAAUGUGAACAAUGUCAUUGUGUCCUCAACAGAAGAAGAGGAGGAUGAAGAUGACUUUUCCACUACAACAAGGCCUGACAGUGAAUAUAAUCACAACAACAACGGCAGCAAAGAGAAAUGUGAGUUUUCUUGAAGAUGCUGUGCGACUAUUCAGAGCUGUGUUUGAACAUAUCUGAGUAAAAGUACAUUUUGAUCGCUUGGUAUUUUAUCAGAUUCAGUUUAUUUCAGGAUAGGGUGGAAUGUCUGUUUUUAAUCACUCCCCGAUCUUUGCUCAGCUGAUGUAUAUAGCGUCACCUCGAUUAUCACUCUGUUUUUGUCUGUUUCAGUGUUUCCUCCCACUAGUCCCAAAGGCAUGAACGGGAUAGACUUCAAGGGUGAGGCGAUCACUUUUAAGGCCACUACAGCGGGAAUCCUCUCCACUCUGUCUCACUGCAUCGAACUGAUGGUCAAACGAGAAGACAGCUGGCAAAAGAGACUCGACAAGGUACAGCCCUGCUCUUCAAACUGCGUGAUUAUACUGUCUGUCACUCCUGUGUCCAUAGCGACAUGUAAGUAAUGAUAAUAAUUCAUGUGGAUGGACGUGUCAUCAGCUGCUACUGCACGGAGGCACCACAGGCUUUGGAGCUAAUUGCUGCCUCCAGAUCAUGAUGUUGCAACACUGGGCUGUCUGAUUGUUUAACCAACACUAAAGUGUGUUGAAACAGAAAGGUAUUCAUGUUGAUGUACGAGUGUGGUAAAUGUUGUAGCGCUAUGUAAAUUCAAAUAAUAAUUAUUGUUAUUAUUAAAAGGUGUAACAGUUUUGAAACAGCAAAUAUUUAUACGACGGGGGUGACACCAGAGUGGUUUUUACAGGUAUUACUCACUAGUUGUUCAAAAAACAAUGAAUGAACAGGUUCAACAGGCCGCGCUCCUCCGUUUUCACUUUUGGUUGUUUAAGAUAUGACAUGGGUAUAUGUUUAAGUUUCAGCGUGUUUGUCAUUUUUGCUUAAAGACGCCUUAAUCGGAGUCUGUCUCGUUAGAAAAGUAUGGGUGUCUACAUCAGAGGUGUUUCUAGAAAGACAGUCAAUCAUUUGGUACAAGUGUAAACCAAGUUUGUGAUUUUCAGAAUUGAAAACUUUGUGAAAUAAGAAAGAAGAAUAUCUUGGAGAAGUGAUUUUGAUUGUUCUGUAGCAGGCUCAUGUAAAUAUGGAGGUCAAUCAGCAUCAACAGAUAAAACUUGAAUGUUUCAUAAUAGUCCAGCCUGCAUAAACACACCUGUUGACCUGGACUUUGACUCUUUAAAUGGCCAGAGUUUCCUUCACGUCUCUGUCAUCCACUGAUUGUGCCUUGUUUCAACAACAAUGUGUGUCUCUUGAAAUGUGCUCUUCAGAGCUCCUCAUGGUGAUCAGUCAAUGUUGCCAAACAGGUUUUUCUUUUUUUUUUUUCCUGUGUGAAGGCGUGCUGCCCAGCCCGGAAAACUAACUAAAGCCGAGAAGUGUUUUCAGUUGGCAGGAGUGCUGGAGUGAUACUACCUCAAUCUUAUCUAAGUUUUCUUAUGUACGUGAACUUAAGCUGCUGAUGUGGAGGAAAGAGACAGGAACGGCCUCAGAACACACACUCAAAGGAGAAUUACUCGCCUGCUGAGACCGGGAUUAUACAGAUAGUGAAUUGGACAAAAUGACUUCUCGGACGUCGUGGUGCAAUUUACUAAGACCUUCACUACACAAGGGGACAGAGCUGCUCAAACACCAAACACAGAAAUCACAAAAAUGGAUACCUCUUCAGACCUGCAGUCCCGUCUUCACAGUAGGUUUCUGUCUGACGGUGAAGUGAACACACACAGAGCCGACAAAGGGAUCAGCUGACAAUGAUACACGUCCACGCCUGACAUUUUUUAGUGUCUUAGUCUCACCCUGUCUGUUUUAUUUUCCUGUAUUACUGUUGAUUUUCUGUUCUUUUCUAACCAUAAUCUGUAUCGUUUUAGUUUGUGUUUUUCCUCUGAAAUGUGAAGGUGUUUGUGAGUUGUUGUUUAAUGGUUUCAUGGUACCUAAUAACAUUAUUACCUUUUUGAUUAAUUUGCCGUUUCAAACAGACUCAAAGUUCCGGCUCUCUUAAGUUCCUGUGUUUCUUCUAAAGAGGAUGAUCGGAGCUGUAAGAGUAGUCUGUUGUGUAUUUGCCUCUGGCAGGGAAUGACAGAUUAUGUAAAACCUGUUUGAGUGCUCAGGCACUCACUGCUGAAUGAAGUGGUGGGUUGGCCCCAUUGUUUGACCUUUAUUUUCCUCCCUUUUAUUCGCUCCUCUUUGAGCUGUGAUCUGAUGAAAGGAUGUUGUCACUGGGAAUGAUGGUUUCCUGAAAUAUUAACAAUGAACUCUUUUUUGUUUCUGUCUAAAUAUGGAGCUGAUCUCUCUUGAAAGCAGCACAGAUAUUUCAAUGGGUGUUCCCGCUUAAAUGAUGCUGUUUAUCAAUCGUGUCAUGUACGUGUACUAACCACACCACAUCUAUCCUUCUGUUCAGGAGCUAGAAAAGAGGAGGAGGGUAGAAGAUGCCUACAAGUCUGCAAUGAAUGAGCUCAAGAAAAAGUCGCACUACGGAGGCCCUGACUAUGAGGCAAGAUGAGACACAGUUACAUAAAUUUGUUACCCACAACUAGGGCUGGGCGUUAAAACGAUUAUGAGAUAUAUCAAAAAUUUAUUUCACUCUAUAUCGAUAUGAAGUAUGGUCAAUAUGCUUUUCGAUAGCAAGUAUUCUGCCAUGUUUGGUAGACUAUACAAAUAGCCAGUGAAAAGAGGAGUUGUUCCAGGUCCACGCCGAGCUGGACUGACCAUUCAGUCCGCUUCUUCUAGCGCAACGCCUUAUGACAAAAUGUCGAAGAGACACAAAGACCUCAUAGAUGCAUUAGCUUAUUGUAUUGCAAAAGACAUGCUACCAAUAAGCACUGUUAAGAGAAUCAGGGUAUAUUUAAGAUUGACAAGUGAUUUUUAUAUAUCGUGAUAAACUUUUUCCCAUGUCGCCCAGCCCUACACACAAGAUGAUUUCUUUAGUAUCUCUAAGUUUUUGCUUUUUUAUAUAAACUACUCCCUCUUCAGUGCUGUUACACCCAGAGGCUUAAAUUGAUUAUAACAUUUGCUUUCCACAGGAAGGACCCAACAGUCUGAUCAAUGAGGACGAGUUCUUCGAUGCCGUGGAAGCUGCUCUGGAUAGACAAGACAAGAUCGAGGAGCAGGUAGAUCUAAAGCUGGGCUCUUUGUGCACGAUCAUAGAUAUCCAUCAAUGCUAAACAGAGCAUUAAGAUUCCUCCACUGUCCACCCUUUCACUGCUCCUAUCCUCCAUCUAAACCACGCCUCGGCUAAACUUUAGAUACAUCUUUUCACACAGAUGUUGUCUUUCUCUGAAACUCCCACUCUUUGUCCCUCAGUGCCAGUCGGAGAAAGUGAGGAUACCUCGACUGACUCCAGUGCCUCCUGGAGACGCCUACUCCACAAUCGGUACACACCGAUAUGCCACCAAGGUGCUCGAUAGAUUUCUUACCUCCUCUGUAAUGUACAUUCAGGUUCAUUCCCCUCUUGUUCUAAUAUAAGCUUAUUGAGCGCUGCUGUUUGUCAUGUCUCAUUCUUCCUGUCUUCAACCACUCUGGUCAGUCUGUAAAGCUCUGCAGGUGCAGCUUGUGUGCUCAUACUUGAAUAACAUGGUCAUUGUGUCCAUUCUUAAUCAUGAAAUCAGUGUGUGCUGCUUACUGCUGUAAUUUAAGAGGUUAUAUAACAUCUCCUUAUGAGUGCUACUACCUCAGUAGGUCUUUAUGGUGCCCUGUGGACUCUUUCUGUUUUGUUCCUUAUUCUUUUCUCUUUCAAUCUUCCUUCCUGCCGUACAGCCGCAUAGCCAUUCUUCUUCACUGUCCUCCGUUGAGCUAGUCAGUGCAUCGGAUGACAUUCACAGGUUCAGCACACAGGUACUGUAUUUGAUCGACAGCACCUGUUUCUGCAGGGUUAUGCAAACGCCUUCUGCCCCCCUAGUGUAGCAAAAGAGAGCAUGAUCCAGUCCUCACCUAACCAUCCUAACCGAACCAUCCUAACCAGUCACUCCAGGAUUCUGUUAAGACUUUGUGUACGUCUAGAAGCAUGUGCUAGUAGGUUUUAUGUUUUUAUGUCAUUUGAUGCUUGAAGAAAAAAGAUAAGAGAAGAAACUUAAACACUGAUUAGAAAAAAAAAUCCAUACUGCAUGUCCUGGAUCUAGGGUAACCUCUUCAUUUCCGUUACUUCACAUCACUUCUCCACAGCAUGAGCAAGCUUGACUCCAGACCGACUCUGCAUGUGUCCUGAAAGCAUUCUUCGGAUGUCAGGAAACAAGCCCCAAAGCAGGGUUGAGUGUUUGAUAUUGACACGGCUACUGCUUUAGGGCUAUUGUGUUUUCUUCUGGAAUUCCUCAGAUUUUGCGAGAGCCUUAGUUUCACCUGUUUGUCUUCUUUAUGACUUUAUCAAAACUUGUUAUGAAAUAUGAGCACAGGUGCCAGGUCCGUCGAUUGCUCAAGUCUAUAAAUUAUUAAGCCCAAUACAACGAACUUUCCUGUUUCAGGUCCUCGUGUAGGCAAGUAAAGAGACUUAAAAAAAAAUGUUCAACUGGAGAAUUGAAUCGAUGUCUGUCUGUGUCUCAGGUGGAGGAGAUGGUGCAGAAUCAUAUGACUUACUCUCUUCAGGAUGUGGGCGGAGAUGCCAACUGGCAGCUGGUAAUAGAAGAAGGAGAGAUGAAGGUGAGCUCAGAGGAGCGAAGAAGCUCAUGAAUAAUUUCCCUUGAUCUCCGGUGGUGAAUACAUAAUUCUUAUUCGCUGUUAAAGACCCGUUAUUGUAGAAGAAUUGCAGAAAGAGCAGAAUCAAAAUAUCCAUUUUAAAAGAUAAAUUUGUCAGAAUUUUUGAAAGUUGUACUCCUUUAGUUUAUUUAUACUAAAAUCAGCUCCUGCCAUACUCUGCACGAGGAUACAUAAGCCUUUGUGAUGUAGCGCAGACAAUAAUAUGUUUUACAGUCUGGAUCUGUGGUUUUAAUCUGUGUCACAGGUGUACAGGAGAGAAGUAGAGGAGAACGGUAUCGUCCUGGAUCCUCUCAAAGCCACACAUGCAGUGAAGGGGGUGACAGGACAUGAGGUCUGCCACUACUUCUGGGACACAGCUGUGCGGUUGGACUGGGAAAGUGAGUUCACAACUUCAGAGGUCUACAUCUUAAAUAUUCAGAGUUUGACCUUUUUUGAUUUCAUGUCAUGACCCUUCUUCAUUUUAUCUCCUGCAGCCACCAUUGAAAACUUCAACGUCGUAGAAACACUUUCGGACAAUGCGGUCAUUGUUUAUCAGACACACAAGGUAAGUUGAGUUGAAGUUGCUGUUAGACGCUGCUGCAGCACAGUAGAUCAGUGAUACUGUGCUGCUUGUUUGAUGUCCCGCUGAAAGCCUCUGGUUGUGUGUUGCAGAGAGUGUGGCCGGCAUCGCAGAGAGACGUUCUCUACCUGUCCGCCAUCAGGAAGAUCUUGGCAACGAAUGAAAAUGACCCUGACACAUGGCUGGUCUGCAACUUCUCUGUGGAUCAUGACAAUGCCGCUGUAAGAUGACAGUUUUGGAUGUUUUUAGUGGAUCAGAAACUGUUUGAUAAACAUGCUGCCGUGCAUAUUUAUACACAUUAGAAAUCACAGAUAAUUAAUUCAUUCUCUUAAAAAUGACCCUUAGUCAAUCAGAAAUGUAUUGCAGCAAAGAAUAAGUAAAAGUAAAGAAUAGUUUCAGACCUCUUUACCUUGUUUACUUACUUUUUAUUGACUUCAGUGGUAUUUUUAGCAGUUUGGAAAUAGUUUGCAUUUAUGUUUUGGUGUCUUUUUCAGCCUACAAACCGCUGUGUUCGUGCCAAAAUCAAUGUUGCCAUGAUCUGCCAAACUCUGGUUAGUCCACCAGAGGGUGACAAAGAGAUCAGCAGAGACAACAUACUUUGUAAAAUCACCUACGUUGCCAACGGUAAGUUUCUCCUCAGCUUAGAAGAUCUCAGUGUACAUACACGGUAAGAUUUAGUUGCCAACAGGACAGAAGGUCUCUGUUAUUGUCAAUAUGACAGUAAUCUGCCUACCUGUGAACCUUUUACAUCAACAUUCAACCACCAGUAAAUGAGAAGGAAAUGUUAUACUGAGCAAAUUCUCUCAGGGUCAAAGCAUCUUUUCUGGUCAGCACACAGUUAAAGCAAAUCCAAGUUCAAAAUGUCAAAGUGACAGAAAAUUGUCAUACAAGCUCAAUAAAUGUAGUUGUGACAUAUAACAGCUGAUGGAUACAGACUUACUGAGACAUAAAAAGGUGGUUGAAAACUUUGGCAUAUAGCUUACUUUCUACAAAUGAAAAGGGUGGAUUUGGUUAAUCUGGUGUUAAUGGAUCAAUUUUUUACAAAACAAGAAUAAUAAGUACUCUUGUUGUUGUUUUUCCACCUCACUGGGUUCACUUUGAGUAACUCGUUUUACCCCCUGCUUGUGUCACCUUGAGUUACACAAUUUUGCAGUCAUAAAGAAUUUAUCAUAAAGCCACAAAUAAAGAAAUCUGAGCCAUUUAUAAAUCAACAAACAACUAGAAGUACAUCUUGCUUCUCACUAGAGGGCGCCCUUGACUGCUGUCUGUUCAUAAUAAAAUCACUGUGGGUUUAUGGGUUUAUCUUCCCUCAAAGAUUUGCAUUUCCUCAUAGUCUUCUCUUUAAUUUUAUCGUCUGGCUGCAGUCAACCCAGGAGGUUGGGCUCCGGCCUCAGUCCUCAGAGCCGUGGCCAAGAGAGAGUAUCCCAAGUUCCUUAAACGCUUCACCUCCUACGUCCAGGAGAAAACUGCUGGGAAGCCCAUCCUCUUCUGAGCACAAACAGGUAACAAGAAACUUCACACAUCUUAUUCAGAAGUUUUAAACUUCUGAGUGACCUUUGAUUAAACCAGGGGUUCUCAACCAGGGGUGGCGCGAGCACAGGGCGGGGGGAUUAUGAGUACAAAGGAGAUGUAGCAGAGUCCCAAGCAGUUAGAAGACUAUAUUUACAGCCUACCUCAGAGGCUCACACACCAAGUACCUUCACUAGAUUACGCACAGGCACGCACACACAUAGAGCAGCGAUCUGAAGUAAACAUCGCUAUUAACUGUAUAAACUUCAUCACCAGAGUCUCCUUCAUUAACACACCUGUCUCCUCUCAUACAAACAGACACACCUGUGUUCACAAAGCUACAGCUUUCACAGGAGCUCAUCACACCACACCACUGUUUAACGGAGAUCUGAUAUUAAAUAAAGGAGGAAACGUGACCUGAUAUCUGUCCACCACACAUCUGAGCAGAGACAAAACUGAUCAAACCUUCAGGAAAAAUUCCUACCUUCACUCUGGCGUCUCAAACAGUCAGCAUGAGCAGUCAUCCAGCUCCAACAGUUUAAUAAUCCACAGAUAUUAUUCCUGUUUACAUCCACGGUCAUUUGCAUUGUGUGAAAAAAAAGUUUGCGCUCGCUUUAGCUUCAGGUGUCCUGAUAGAGGCCGACAGGAGGAGCAUCUCAUUUCAACUGCAGGUUGAGAACCCCUGGGUUAAACCUUUAGUGGAUGUGUUGUCUCAGCAGUAAAAAAAGACCAGAAUGAUGUGGUUAAAUUUGGAGAUCAAUUUUUCUACACCUCUUCUUCUUCUUCUUGUUUCAGGCUCCGGGUGACCGAGGUUGCCUUUUUGGGGACUGCAUUGUUUAUGCCUCUCACUGAUUACAUGACCCAUUUACCAGUCGAUAAGAAUGUGCUUUCAAUCUUCCUACAUGCUGGACACCCAAUCAUUCAGGACAUCCCCCAGGAUACCUGUUCGUAGGAGGGACUGGUUUUAUGGCUUUAAUCCAUCAGUAGUUAUCAUCCCAGCCUCAUUUUAAUGGCCUAACAACCAUCAGUCGGUCAUGAGUACAUUUGUAUGUAAAUUCAAGAGUUUCCGAAGUGUUUUUUUCAAUUGUUGUUUCCAAUUAUUUGCUUUUUUGUAAAUUUUUUUGUACAUUUCUUAUGAUUACAUACUUCUUGACUUUUGUGGGUUUGCUUUAAUCACUAGUAUUACAGCUACUUGUGUUGCUGCUGCUAAAGUAACUACCACGAGAGAGAGAGAGAGAGAGAGGGAAGCAGGUCACGGCUGGAAAAGCAUUGGCGAGGCGUGGUACAGUUCCUCCUCUUGCUUGCCUUCUCCUGUCCCUCUAGUGAUGACUGGCUCUGCGGUUUGAUGGAGGGGCGGAGCUAAAAGCUUUGAAAUCUUUAUAUUUCUAGAUUGUUCUGAAGUAGCUUACGGAGAGCACCGUGGACACAAUGUAUUGUACAGAAAAAAGAGAGUAAGUCUUUGGUUAGUUUACCAAAUUGAGAAAUGUGAAUUGACUGUUAAAUGCUUGAAUUCGAUAACAAUAACGGGCCAAGGAAACCUGAAGCGGGACAUAAGGAACAUUUUCUAAGUCAAAUGAGCUCAUGUUGGAGGAUAUUUUGGACACGGUUGAACUGAUAAUCAGUGGUUGGGUAUCUGUGAAGUUGUUAACUGUAGUUUGUCGAUACUAUGUGUUGGCUUUUUUUUACAAAGAUCUGUCCUGAACCGCCGUAUCACACGGUUUCUGACAGGUGUUUGCAAAUGGUCCACUAGUGUCUGAUAUGAGGAUUCCUCUCUUUCAUUGAGAGGUGAGUGGAUACGUUUUGUACACCCUGCAUUGUUUUUCCAUCUUUAUCAGCUCUCGAUGAGGCAUCAGUGAUGUCUCUUUUAAUGAGCGUCAGGAUCGAAUAUCCUGCUGCUUAGAAGAACCAUGCUUAAUAAAAUCUAGACCCCAAGAUCUACGCUAAAUUGAAGAAAUCAGCAUUUUUUCGCUUGCCACACUACAGUGCAGUGGCCUCCUGCCCUUUGACUGAUGAACUACCCCUAGAAUGCCUUAGACAUCAGGAUGAACCCUAAAUAAUCCUGAUUAUCUUUACUGUACAGCCACCAGAUGUGCAUUUAUCAACACUUUAUGAAGGGCAGGGGGGGAGGGUCAGCAUUUCAUAUCAUCAUACCUCAAGAUUUAAAUUUACUCUAGAUUGUUUGAUGCCAUCAGAAGUUUGGAGUUUUGCGAUCAGUACAUCUGAAUGAAACAUCAGAUUAUUUGGUGUUAGGGAUUUAAGGUUUGGAAGGAUCUGGGAAAACAGUUUUUGCCGAUGAUUUAUAAGAAUUAAAUCUACGAGCAAUGUCAGCUAAAGAAUGCAUUUUAAUUUUGAUAUUUUGUCAGUAAUCUACACACUUUGUAUAUUUCUAAGUUGUACAUCAGAAGUGUUAUUAUUUGCACUAAAUGUAAUGCAAUUUGACAAUGUUCUGUAAAUUAAAAUUGUUACACAACAGAGA
This is a messenger RNA of Xyrichtys novacula (pearly razorfish), 21954 nucleotides long. NCBI's taxonomy places the organism in Eukaryota, Metazoa, Chordata, Actinopteri, Labriformes, Labridae. The record is from the annotation of a GenBank genome assembly.